Otolemur garnettii (small-eared galago) is the source of this 252-nucleotide messenger RNA. It is a transcript of the gene CLLU1-AS1, whose product is annotated as chronic lymphocytic leukemia up-regulated 1 opposite strand. The record is from RefSeq and is a predicted model, not a curated record. Lineage: Eukaryota; Metazoa; Chordata; Mammalia; Primates; Galagidae. The transcript is spliced from 3 exons. Bases 1 to 252 code for a protein of 83 amino acids.
AUGUUGAUUCUCUACAGUGUAGCCACAUGGUGUCUAGACGCUUCUCUUGGACCUACGCCUGGGGCCCCACUGCCUGGAAAAAAUAAAGAAGCCUUGCUAAAAAGUUUACCUCCUAACCAUGAGAUUUUAGAGGGGAAACAAAGCGCCAUCUCUAUACACACAAGAACAGGCAAAGAAAAUGCACUGAGGAGAAGAAACAAGACAUACUUGGAUGAUGAUAAUGAGAUAAAGGAAGCAUUAGAGAAAGUGUAA